This is a messenger RNA of Phanerochaete carnosa HHB-10118-sp, 2274 nucleotides long. RefSeq lists its product as uncharacterized. The transcript has 14 exons. Lineage: Eukaryota; Fungi; Basidiomycota; Agaricomycetes; Polyporales; Phanerochaetaceae. Gene Ontology annotation, cellular component: mitochondrial inner membrane. The record is from RefSeq and is a predicted model, not a curated record. The coding region runs from base 319 to 1698 and encodes 459 amino acids. Gene Ontology annotation, biological process: mitochondrion organization; lipid homeostasis.
UACGCUGCUCGCUAUAGGAGGAGCUGGAUACCUUGCAUACGAGAACUGUCAGCCGUUCCGACAUACGGCUCUCGCGGUGGCCAGAUGCUCGCGUGUUGCUGAGGCAGCGAUAUCGAGCGUGACGGAUUACAAGCUGACAUUUGCGAGGAACUAUCCAUCCGAAGAGGCCAGUCAGGAAGCGACGUCCCAAUGCCAUACGCGUAGUGCGCGUAGAGUGCUCAAAGCCUUGCUAGCUAAUGGAGGUAUCUUUAUAAAACUAGGACAACAUAUGGCAUCACUGUAUGCAGGAUAGUAUUACCCAAGGAGUGGCGAGAUACCAUGCGUCCUCUGCAAGAUCAAUGCGAGCCAACGCCGUUUGAAGACAUUCAGCAGCUGUUCCUAUCGGAUAUCGGGAGGCCUUUGGACGAAAUAUUCCUCGAGUUCAACCCGGAGCCCGUCGGCGUAGCGAGUCUCGCGCAAGUACAUAUGGCGCGUUUAAGGGAUACUGGACAAGAGGUUGCCGUGAAGCUGCAGCAUCCCCAUCUGGAUGAGUUCUGCAAUAUCGACAUGGAGAUGGUAGAGGUUUCUCUUGGAUGGAUCAAGAGGCUCUUUCCCGAGUUCGAGUUCACAUGGCUUGCAGGAGAGAUGCGAGAAAAUCUCCCCAAGGAAAUGGACUUCCAACACGAAGCGCACAACGCUCACCGAGCAGAAGAAAACUUCAAAAACGUCCGCACCUCGCUCUACAUUCCCCGGGUGAUCGACGCGAGGAAGCGAGUCUUAAUCAUGGAGUUCAUCCGUGGUGGGCGCGUUGACGACCUCGAGUAUCUCGCGAAAUACAAUAUUGACCGCAACAGGGUCUCACUAGAACUCGCGCGGAUAUUUGGUCAGAUGGUCCACAUUCAUGGCUGGUUUCACGCAGACCCACAUCCAGGCAAUCUGCUCAUCCGACCCGCCGCUUCCGGCUCUGCAUCUCCCUACAAUUUUGACAUCGUUCUUCUGGACCAUGGCCUCUACUUCGACCUUGAUGACGACCUUCGGAUAAACUACAGCAAGUUCUGGUUAUCUCUGAUUGCACCUGCGUCUGCGAAAACAGCCGCUGACAGGCGGAAGUACGCGAAACUCGUGGGCAAUAUUGGUGAUGACUUAUACCCGGUAUUCGAGGCCGCUAUUACGGGCCGAGCUACGCUAGAAACGGAUCCAGAGAACGAUGAAACUGAUCCAGAGGCUGGAUUUAAACGAGGCAAUAGCAUGAUUGACCUGAAUAAACAAACAGAGGAGGAAAUUGAAGUCAUCCGGAAUGCUGUUGUACAACGCGAGGGUUUGCUUCUGGACGUGUUUGACGUGUUACGGCGGGUACCAAGACGUGUCCUAAUGGUACUCAAGCUCAAUGACUUGACAAGAAGUUUGGACCAUGCGUUGGCUACGACCCACUCAAGCAUACGAGUUUUCCUUGUCACUGCAAAGUACUGCACACGGGCGGUCUGGGAAGAUGAACGGAAGCGAUUGGCUCGCAGUUUCUACGAUACUGGUUUUUUAACCUUCGUCGCCGACUACCUCAAAAGCUGGUGGAACUUCGAGAGAUCUUAUCGGCCCAUCAUUCUAGUGGAAACUUGGAUGGACUUCCAGGCUGAGAUGGUCAAGCUGAAGGCCUGGAUGCGGGGGUUGAUGUUUAUCGGCGGAUUUUCUGGCGCACACAAGGCUGCCGCUGGCUUGGCAUAGAGGUAUUACUAUGCAUAGAUAUAUUCAAGAAACUUCGGCCGCGUCAGUGAGGCCAUGGCCUUUAUCUCUUUAAUUUUCUCAUCAUCCAGUCAAUGUCGUCCAUCUGUGACUUCAUGGUCUCCCACUGUUCUGGUGACAAAGUUAUACCCUUCUUGCCAGGCUUCUCAUCUCCUUCCUGACCGUAAAAUUCUCGAAUGUCGAUGAAGGUUGAACCCUUGAAACUGCGCACAGUCGCUCGUUUCUUCUUCCCCAAGUCAACGUAGCGGUCUCCCUCGUAAUUCGUCUUGAUUCCGCCUGGCACGGGCUCCUCUGUUUUAUUAUUCUUUUGCGCAGCGUCUCAAAUGUGCAACGAGGACCAACACGUUGUACCUACUGGUUUCUCUACUUUCUGCCUCUUCAUUGGACGCUCCUCCUCGCUGUCGUCGUCGUCAUACCGCGGCUUCUUCGCUGUAGCUUUGCCCUUGCUAGUGGGCUUCUUCUUGGGCUUUUCUUCCUCCCAUUCGCUGGGAGUCUCCGCAACCUCGUCUUCAUCGCUAUCGACGACGCCUUUGCGCUUAGCCAUGACGGUAGACUAUG